Orbicella faveolata is the source of this 2322-nucleotide messenger RNA. RefSeq lists its product as uncharacterized. The record is from RefSeq and is a predicted model, not a curated record. Lineage: Eukaryota; Metazoa; Cnidaria; Anthozoa; Scleractinia; Merulinidae.
UUAUUAUUACUUUUGAUUAACAGAAGCGACAAUUAUCGAUUUUAAGCAAGGAUUGGUUCAUCAACUGCAGACAUACUCUUAUAGCCACGGCUGUAUCAUCAUCGAGAAUGUGGUGUAUGCCCAUCGGACUAAGUCCUCUAUCUUAGUCCAAGAAGUUGUGGUCGUCAACCAUGGGCAUGCUGGAAUCAAAGUUUUACUGGCUCAUGAAGGAGCAAACUCUUGGAAAGGUUCAACAACUAAAAGUUUAAGCUUUGAAAGAACCAUGGACCCGUCUAAAGCACACUACACCCUCUCCCACGGGCAGGUUGCCCAUGUUGAUAAAUCAGAGCGUGACAUCAACGUAACAGUAGCGACUUCAAGAGUUCCAAGUGAGAUGACUGUGCAAGGACAAAGUACUGGAAUCUUGCGUCACUUGACCGUUGUGCGCACUUCAAGUUUGUUUGGUCAUGUGACCAAACCUGCUCCUGCUCCUGUAAACAUUGAAAAACUGCAGGAGGAAGCACAAAAGGAACUCAGAGCUCUUGUCUCAUUAGACAAACCUGAAUCAUUGAGGGAAUCUCACACUACAGCGUGGAAAGAGCUGUCCGAGACAGGCCUGUUUGUAGACCCUCACCAUGAUCCAGAUACGCCGUCCGGUCUUGAGGUCAACACCACAAUGUAUUACGUUCUGUCAUCAUUUCCAUCCCCCAUUCAUGAUGGUGCCAGCGCUCAAGUACACAAAGAUGAAAUGGAGAAACUCCUUCAUAUUCCAGAUCACUGUUUUGGCGGUCCACCUACUAUGCACUCAGCAUCACUUUGGCCCAAUCCCCGGACCGAGGCUGGUGUUACCAAAAUGGCGGCGUUGUGGCAGAGGUUACUGGAGCAGAAUGGCUGCAGUGCACUUGUCAAAACAGGUGUCAUCGGCAUUGUCCAAGCAAUCACGCUUAGCUUUGGAGGCCUGCAGUUCUCGGCUGGACACUUUGAAUUCGCCGCUAACCCCGCCUCGCUUCACACCAGUAUCGUCUUCCGCCAUAUUCACCUGUAUGAAGAUAUGGAUAUUUAUCUCACGGUGCUGGUGAAUGAAGAAACCGGGCAUGCAGAGAAACUGCUAGUUAAACCGGUCAAGGGAGGGAAGACUCCUCUGUAUGCGUGCGAGGCAGGCUGUCAGUACGACCCUGUAGAAGUCGGUGAAUCUGAAGUGACCUUCCCAGUGCGCAUGACCAGGCCUGUCACACCGCUGCUCUAUAUAUCGCAUAACAAAUCGGAGCUGCUCGAGCUCAGGAAACACGUGUUUAUAAAAGAUGCUCAUGAAGAGUCUCUCAAGAACCACCACAUUCACCACCGAUCCGGUCUGCCUGCAAAGUUUUGGGUUACGAUCGCCUUUUUAAUCGUUGGCUUUCAUCUUUACCUGGCCAAACUAAUUUAUUCAGAGUGCUUCAAAGAGAAGGACAUUGUGCGAUCGAAGAUCUACAUGAGCUGACAUCAAGAAAAUAUAGAUGACUCUGGCGAGAAUAUAGAUUAGUGCUGCGUGAAUAAGGGAACACAGUCCUAAUCAAAGUGUCUCCCAGGAAUGGGGGGAAGGGGAUCCGAGGGAUGGGCGGGGGCGGUAACUAGUUAUGAUGUUAAGGUUUGUUUUUGAUUUUUGCAGACAAUGGCCACUUUUUAAUAAAGAAAAAUAUGGAGUCUUUUGGCUGCAAGGGGUUGAUGGGUGCUUAGCUUUUACUGACCUACAAGAAAGGAUAUAUGUAAAAAGAAUGUAUAUGCAAAUAAUAUCCCUAAGGCCGGGGAAAUGGGUAUCUGAAAUAAGCUUACAGUGGAAGUUCACAUGAAGGAACUGAAUGAUUUUAAGAAAUUGUCCGCGCUAAUUACACUGCGAAACCGUUUCGAUGUGUCAGUGAGCUUGUCCAUCGCCUACGAAAUGAAUCACAGUGGGAUUGAGACGCAAACUUCUCUCACGAAUAUCACUUACCGCAUCACGCACCCUACUAGAACUCGUAGUUCACCGGGCGGGCGACAGAAGUAUUGAGACACUUCACUGUGAAAAUCUAUUUUCAAGCGUCUGGAAAAAGUCCUCGUCCUCCCAAACAAUUUUUUUUUACCUCUAAGACUGCGUGAACCACAGCACCUUCACAGCAUUUAAUUGAAUGGUGUUGGGGGAGGGGUAUCCAGAAAUAUCGUUAGAUGCAUUUGGAUAGUGUUUAUAAGUAUGGUGUAAUGCCCUUUAGAACGUUGGAUAAACAUUCCUUGUGUCGUUUUAAUCUGGAUAAAUUAAGCAGUAUUUACAAUGUCGGAGACGUAGUGAUCUGUUAGGAAAUAUUUAUAAAUAAAACUCAAAGAACUUUC